Amoebophrya sp. A120 is the source of this 2078-nucleotide messenger RNA. Lineage: Eukaryota; Dinophyceae; Syndiniales; Amoebophryaceae. The record is from the annotation of a GenBank genome assembly.
CUCGUAGCCUCCAUCACCUUCGUUCUGGUUCGUCUUGUGCCGCGGCAAGCGGGCACCAGCGGUGUGCAGCCGGGGCGACCCGCCUCGGAGCUGUGCCACGGUUCGGACAUGGUGACCGGCGUCCUGCUGAGGUCAGUGCGAGCGGUAAUCGAUCUUCGUAUCGAUCCUAUUCCUGGCUCGCACCUUGUAGUUGGGGGCGUGUGCGUGCGCAAUCAACUUCUAGUACCUCCUGUUUGAUGCGGCCCAUGAUGAUGCUCAAGGCAUCAACUACCACAAUAGCAACCUUUCGCAAACCUCCCGAAAGACACUUCUCCUACCUGUCCCUGGGCCGCUAUGAUCCGAAAACCAACGAGACUGGGCUGGCGGGCCUGCAGCACCUGGACAGUAUGCUAAAACUCGUGAUCGAGAAGAAACCGCUGGAACAGCGGAAUAUGCAGGACGUGCUCAGCCGCGUGGAGGCGUUCACCACGCUCGGAAAGCACUACCACUCCGGCGGCCACCCCGCCCGCGCGGCCGGGUACUUCCAAAAAGCGCUCGAGGAGUGUAAAUUCCUCGCGGAAACCCGGGCGCAGUACCUCCAGGACUUGUACGCGACGGGCGACAGCAGGAAGCAAAUGGUGCCGGUGGGGAGCACUUCGCUGGUGGCAAGAGCGGUCCGCGCGGUGAGGAAAAUAAGGCGGGAAGGGGUUGUGCGGUUUUUGCUCGGGACGGUUCAAAAUGAAAAACAUGCAGAGCCGGAUCGGAUCGUGGCAAAGUCAAGAUUUCUGCAGGAGAGUAGAAUUGCUUCUGCAGGAGCUGUCGCCGCUCGCAGUGCUCGGGGGAAGACCGAGAACAAUGCGAAGCAGCAACUCCUGACGUCUGGGUCCUCGGUUGCUAGAAGCUCUGAGUCUGGUAGCCCAACCGCAAGCGGUGUGAUACGACCGUCUGACGAGAAUGGUGGUGCUGGUGCAUCACUAGAUGAAGAUGCUGCAACCGUAAGAACCGAAGAGGCUGUCGCUGGAGUCGCCAGCAGCGCAGCAGCUACAACGCCAACAAUGCGUGACGAUGUACAUCAAGGACAAGGUCGUCCCGCCAUCGACGACGAACAGCAGGCACCUUACACGGAGCAGAAGAUGCUACAAGUGGUGGAAAAGUUGACCGGCGAGAAACCUUCCUCCGAGGACCGCAAGUCAUCAACGACAGAGCGCAAACCGGAGCAGAUGCGGGACGCCCUGUUGAACUGGCUCGAGGAUCUCCCCAUCGACAGCAUGCUGGCGGAGUGCCAAGGCUACGUCGGGCUUUGCCUCAUGACGGACAAACAGCAGCACGACGAGGCAGAGUACCAGCUGCGGGCGGCUCUAGACUCCCUCCACAAAGCGCAGCGGUGGCAGCAGCUGCGGCAAACGACGACCGCGGUACAAGCAUUCAACGAAAAUGUCACGGUGAUGAACACCAACGACCUGACUUCCCAGUUCGCGGAGGCGUACAAUAACCUCGGCGCGUGCUUGCAACAACGGGAGCAGUACCAAAAAGCGGUGGAUUAUUACACGAUUGCAUUGGAGAAGCUGAUCGAAUACUACCAGGGGGACGAGAACAACCGGUUUGUGUGUCUCACCUACUACAACCUCGCUUGCUGCAAGUGGUACCUGAACGGGGGCGGGCGAGAGGAGAUCCAGAAAGCGUGCGACUUGUCCAAGCGCAUGUUCGAAAUCGGGGAUCCGCAAAGGACCGCAAUCGACAGUGUCGCUUCGUUGCUCCACCCGUCGCUGACAACCACGCAGGAGUUGCGGCAGCAGUUUCAAGACCCGGCGGAAGUGUCUGCGAAGGAACGGGCGGAGCGGAUGGGGGCGUUGGAAGAGCUGAUGAAUGCGAAUGCGGAAAGAGUGGAAGCGCAAAAUUACGGAUCAGUUUUUCCAUCAAAUUCUGCUUCUGCAGAAACUGCAAAAACUCAUUUGCCGACGGAGAAAGCGGGGCGCCAGGUCGCAGAGGAUGAAAAUUCGUCAUCGUCCACGCCCUCUAGAACCGAUGAAAACGGUCCGCGCGAAAUUCUUGCACAAACAUCAACUAGUUCAGCUAGCGGUUCUACUGCAGCCGCAUGA